AUGCUGUACCAACCAGGAUCAGAAGAGAAUUCUUUGAAUUCGGACGAAGCAGUGCCUCUGUGGGCAAUUUUGGCAAACUGGAAUGGACCUGAAUCCUCUGGCCGGCAACCACCUCUGCGCAAAUAUCCGUGGAACAGAUUCAAGUUUGCGAACUAUCAUCGCGCUCAGAGAGCUUACGCUGAAGUAUGUUUAUCAGAAGAUCUCAACUCGUUUUUGAAUAAUACGAGUAUGUCGCUUUGUUUGCAAUGA
This is a messenger RNA of Notodromas monacha, 249 nucleotides long. NCBI's taxonomy places the organism in Eukaryota, Metazoa, Arthropoda, Ostracoda, Podocopida, Cyprididae. The record is from the annotation of a GenBank genome assembly.